Messenger RNA from Solenopsis invicta (red fire ant), 3265 nucleotides. RefSeq names its product protein yippee-like 1 (gene Ypel). The coding region runs from base 1602 to 1946 and encodes 114 amino acids. Lineage: Eukaryota; Metazoa; Arthropoda; Insecta; Hymenoptera; Formicidae. The record is from RefSeq and is a predicted model, not a curated record. The transcript has 5 exons.
UUAAAAAUUUGCAUACAAAAUAGCUUUUCACUAUGUAAUUAUAUAUUGAGUUGGAACAAAAGUUCGUAAGAUUUUUAAGUGAAAAUGUUCAGAUAUUUAGAAUUUGUACAUAGAUUUAUUCAAUCGCAUAUGUGCCGCUACGAAUUUUUCAAUUCAAUUUUUUAAUUAACAAACUUCUUUAAAAUAUUUCAACUAUACUACUUAGACAAGAAAAUAUCGUGAUAACAGUGAACACAAAAUUGUAAAUUAUAGGGUUUUGAAUGCAAUGAGUUUAGACCCAACCUGUGGCAGGUUAAUGACAUCACAUGCUCUAUUUUAAGUUCUAAUUGGAUGGUUCUAGAAUAUGACGUCAUUAAUCCGACACAGAUUGGGAUAAAACCCUACUCGAAAACUUUAUUAGAAUACCUUUGAGAGAUUAUUUAUGUGUGGAACGUAUAUAAAUUCGAAAGAGCACCCAAUAUGUCGAGUAUAUUGAUAUUUCGCGAAGCAAAGUAAUAAUAAAGUGUGGAGUUUAUAAAGCAAUUAUUAAUUAUUUGAAUAUUACGUGCGAAGCGGCAAAUAUUUUAAUUAGGCGAGUAGAGUAACACGGUAUUUUUAUGAAAAAGAAAAGGACGAUAGAAAGGAAAAAGUAAUGAAUAUUACGUCAAAAGACAUUGCGCGAAUAAGAAAAAAAGAGCAUACAUAUAAAACGUAUAUAUGUGGGAGAAAAUUCUCAUGUCAUUUUUGUAAUAUUUCAGCAAUAUCACAGAGAUUAGAAAUAUUGCGCGGGACCCUCGAUUUGAUAUUGGGCGACCUUAGACCUAAGUUGGCGACAUUUGGAAUCGGCGCGGCACGUCGCGCGCCCUCCCGGUGGUGUCCGUAAAUCGGUAGGUGAGCGAGAGAGUAGGCGACUGAGACGACGACGGUCAUCAGGCGCGCGUGCGCGCGGGUCAUCGUAUGCGCGAUUUCGCCUGCGGACGAACCGAAAUAAAUCGAACGACGCUAAGUCGUAGCAGCAGCAGCAGCGGUACGGCGUUCGCUGGACGUGCGCGUUUCACGUUAGUGAUGAUCAAAACGGACCGUUGUCGUCACGGUGGUCGCUCGUGGCACAGCACGCAGACGAAACAGCCGUGAUCCGUGAUCCGUCGCUGUGCUCCGUGUUACGAGUCGCGAGGCAGAGGGAAGACCGCCGAGAAGAACCCGCGUCGUCGUCGUCGUCGUCGUCGUCGUCGUCGUCGCCGUCGCCGUCGCCGUCGUCGUCGUCGUCGUCGUCGUCGCCGUCGCCGUCGCCGUCGCCGUCGCAGCGCUCCGCCGCCGCCGCUGCAGCGGUCACGGAUGCAUAUGGAGGUGUCCCCGAACCGGCGCUGUCUGAACCAGCUCAACAGCUGAUCGGAGCACGAAGCGGCGGUGAACGGGGCUACUAUCGCACCACCACCCCGCGUUUCGGAGAAAUUCAGUCUCGUGUCGUCUAGAUAAAAAAAAAAAAUAAUAAAAAGUAAUAAUAAUAAUAAACCGAUAAAUCUCUUGGCGAAGAAAGAGAUCUGUAUCUUUACACCUGGCAAGAGGAUAGGAGGAUAGCAAGCAAGGGCGAAGUGUGUUCUCGCCCGCUUGGACACGCCAUCAUGGUGAAAACUUUUCAAGCGUACCUACCUUCCUGUCACCGCACUUACUCGUGCAUUCACUGCCGUGCUCAUCUCGCCAAUCACGACGAACUCAUCUCUAAGUCCUUCCAGGGCAGUCAAGGUCGUGCCUAUCUCUUUAAUUCUGUGGUGAACGUAGGUUGCGGUCCCGCGGAGGAGCGAGUUCUGUUAACUGGGCUGCACGCUGUCGCUGAUAUCUAUUGCGAAUGCUGCAAAACCACCUUAGGGUGGAAAUAUGAGCAUGCAUUCGAAUCGAGUCAGAAAUAUAAGGAGGGCAAAUUUAUAAUCGAACUUGCCCACAUGAUCAAGGAGAAUGGAUGGGAAUGAAAAGCAGUGGGGAAUAGAAUAGUUCCCCGUGCCUCUCAUCAAACUUUUCCUGAUAAUGCCUACAACGUUGUUCUAAUUGCAAUGUACGGCCCCUCUCUAUUCGAACCACCAACGAAAGUCUGUGAUUUCAUUUGUGAUUUAUAAUCUUAGUAAUCUUCGUUUCGGACAAUUCAAACACAGCAUCGGUUUGCUUCUGAUCAAAUCGAGCAAGCGAAGGUAUUGCGGCGAUCUGUAUUCGUCGGUGGAAACAUCACCAAGUAUUGUAAAGAAAUUAUUUUUCAAUGAAAGAAAAAAGUAGAGUAAGAUGACGAUGUCAAGUAACGGUGGAACAUGACGAUGAAGGUGCCAUGGUGGAAAUAAAAAAGCAAGAUUGCUCGGUACGAGCAGUGGGGUGCCCCCCCUCCCUAAUUUUGAUUCAUUAUCUCUGUAGACAUUACGUGCAGUCGUGUGUCGACACUGAAUGUUAAAAAUUAAACGUGCGGGGCACCCCGACAAUCAGUUUUAUCUGUUUUACGCACCGGAACAGCGCAAGUGCCACAGACUUUGCCGGACUGAUUGCCUGCCUGCCGCGUCUGUCAUUGGAAUUUCACUGCCGAUAUUCCUAAUAUUAAUUAAGAAUGCUACGUCGUGUUUAGACGGCGUAGUAGUAGUCCUAGUUUAGCAUACAUUAUAGAGUACUAAAGCCUAUAUUAUAUUAUUAUAGGACUUUGUGGAUAUAGAAGAUAGGAAUGAAUAAGAGUAAUGAAAGCAAGAAGAGCAGAAGAAAGAAUGAGAUCAUUAACUGAAUAUGCGUGCGUGUGUAUAUAUGUGUGUGUAUGUGUGCAUGUGUGGGGGGGGGAGGGGGGAAGGAAGGGGGAGGAGAUAAAGAGGGGAAAAGAGGGAAAAAUGUAAAUGGGAAAAGUCUGGUUAAGUGUCACGUGUACAUGUUUGGUUUUAUGUUCAUCAUGCCUGCCAAACUGUCUGUUUAUCUGCCACUUGCCACUGUUAUUACAGUAGUAUCACGUUGUAAUAUGUUAACGUUUUCAUCGGCUGAGUAGGAUAUGAUGUGAUUAAAGUUUUUGUUGUCAAAUCUUGAAACUGCGCCUUCCUAUGCACGCAAUAUAUCUGAAAUAUAAAAAAGGGUGAUUGUGCUUGUUUUCUUGAAUAUCUCGAUCUCGUUCAUAAAUAUUUUAUAAGAUCCAACUGUAUUUACGGAUUGUUAGUAAUGACAGUCGCGAUCGUAUAAAAAAAUAAUUUCAUUGAAGAUUAAAUUUUAUCAUCAAACUUUUGAUUACACAAGCAAUCAAAUAUCCAUAAUAAAGUUGUCGCUUCUUAUACUA